Medicago truncatula (barrel medic) is the source of this 1706-nucleotide messenger RNA. RefSeq lists its product as uncharacterized. NCBI's taxonomy places the organism in Eukaryota, Viridiplantae, Streptophyta, Magnoliopsida, Fabales, Fabaceae. Bases 178 to 1506 code for a protein of 442 amino acids. The record is from RefSeq and is a predicted model, not a curated record. The transcript has 9 exons.
UUUUUGUUUGUUAUGUUCCAUGAAUGACCCUUCACCAGCUCAACAACGAUGCUGGUGAUGAAAAGCAAAACCCAUUGAAUUUCUGAAUACCCUUUGGAAAAAAGUUUCGAUUUUUGUGAUUUAGAACAAGAAUCACGAACUGGGUUUUGAAGAAAAAAUUGAGAGAAAAAUUGAAAAAUGGGUGGUUGUGCUUCUAAACCUAAAGUAAAUGAUGAUGGUGUUAAAAUGAAGAGAAUGAAUUGUCAUAAUCAUAGAAGAAAAAGAAGAAGAAUUCUUAGAAGAAGAGUUUCUUCUCAUAAGAUUGAAUCAAAUCUUGGUCACUCUAAUUCUGCUUUACAAGCUUCUAAUCGUGCUUCAGAUGCUGCUUGGUUUGAUUCUACUUCAGCGUUGGAUUCUGAAUGUGAUGAUGAGUUUUAUAGUGUUUAUGAUGGAGAAAUUUCUGCAACUCAUGCUGAUGAGAACGGAGAGGAAAGAAUACUAACCCUAACCCCUGAUCAUUGUGGGAUUCUGCCAAACAACUGUUUGCCUUGCCUUUCUUCUUCUAAUCCCCCUGUUGUCGAGAAGAAACGGCCAUCGAGUCCUGACACACCGAGUUCAAGAAGAAAGUCGCUUUCUAAACUGUCAUUCAAGUGGAGGGAAGGGCCUUCUGACAUGGCAUUACUUUCCCCCAGGGCAUUCAAACAAAAACUAGUAGCAGGUUCGACCAUUCCAUUUUGUCCGAUAGAGAAACAAACCCCUGGUUCUUGGUCACCACUUGAGCCAAGUUCCUUCAGAGUCAGAGGAAAGAAUUACUUGAGGGAUAAGAAGAAAGAGUUUGCUCCAAGCGGUGCUGCUUUCUAUCCCCUUGGUGCUGACCUCUUUUUGUCUCCACGAAAAGUUGACCAUAUUGCCCGCUAUGUACAAAUUCCUGCAAUAAAUGUACCUGGGGAUGUCCCUUCUAUUCUUGUUGUAAAUAUUCAGAUACCGUUAUAUACUGCCUCAAUCUUCCAAAGUGAAAAUGAUGGCGAAGGAAUGAAUGUGGUUUUGUACUUCAAAUUAUCUGAAAAAUAUUCUAAAGAUCUUUCGGAACAAUUUCGAGAAAAUAUCACUAAAAUGAUAAACGAUGAAGUGGAGAGAGUUAAAGGCUUCCCUAUGGAUUCGAUCGCACCCUUUAGAGAUAGAUUAAAAAUCUUAGGUAGAGUGGUGAAUGUGGACAAUCUUAAUUUAAGCGCAACAGAGAAGAAGUUGAUGAAUGCUUACAAUGAAAAACCUGUUCUCUCACGUCCUCAGCAUGAGUUUUACUUGGGAGAAAACUAUCUUGAGAUAGAUAUAGAUGUGCACAGAUUUAGCUAUAUUGCAAGGAAAGGAUUUGAAGGCUUCAUAGAAAGACUGAAGCUAUGUAACCUUGAUUUUGGUCUGACAAUUCAGGGAAACAAGCCAGAGGACUUGCCAGAGCAUUUAUUAUGUGCAAUUCGGUUGAAUAAAAUUGACCACAGCACUUUCAACCAGAUUGGUCUUUUAAGUUGAAGCUUAAACAUAAAAGAGCCUUAAGCUUAAUGUAAUAUCAUAAUUACAUUAUAAGGAUGUUAAUCAUAGAAUAUUUUGAUAUGAGAUUCUAUGGCUAACUGCCAUGUAUGUAUCUUUGAAUUUUCUCGAUUCAUUGAUGUAAAAGUUGUAGAAUGUAUAUGAGAAUGAUAAAUAAUUAAAUUGAAAAAAUUAUUAAAUUA